AACAGAUUCAUAGUUAAUUGUGAUAUUGAACUUGAUUGUUAACCUUGUUUACCUGUUUAAUUGAUCUUAUAUAUUAGUAGUUGAAAUGAAAAUUGCUCUAAAUUACAGUUAUGUGUUGAUUUUAUGUCUCCUUUUUGUUUCGACUGAAGCUUUGGUGGACACUUGGAGCUUGACCAGUUCAGAUGGAUUAACUUCAUGCAAUUACUCUUACUUAUAUCGUAAAGACAGAGAUUUUGAUGGAGCCGAGGAAGUAAUUAGUGAUACCUUUGAAUGUGGUGAUGGAAGUGCUACUUGUACCAGUACAUUGCGAUUUAAUAAAACGUUUAUGACCCAAUACAAAGGUGACGAUGAUUUGGAUCCUCGAAAUUUUGAAAAUUUCAUGGGCCGUGUUGGUACAUUGGCCAAUAAGGCUGGUCUCAGUUUUACAGAUUCUCGACUUAAAGACGGAACCUUUUCUUGUACAAUUAAUCCAGGAUAUCGAGUGCAAAUCAUAACCAAACCUCGUUAUCACAGGUUAACUGGUACUCUCGAAGAGCGAUGUCUUACCUCAUGUUCGGGCUGUAUCGAAUCAAUCAGAUCAGUUCCAUUGAAAAUCGAGAUACCCGUUAAAAGUAACAGUGAUAAUCAGAUCGCCGGUAGUAUAAGUUGUAAGGUCGAACCUGCUGCCAACAUUGAAGCGAUGACCAGAAUAUGUAAUCCCAAAAAAAUGACCUCCGGUAAAAUGUUUGACGCUGUGGGUGAUGCUCUUCACAAGGUCAUGACCAAUACUCCUUUGAAUCGAGUUAAAACUCUCGAACAUACAAACAUCGAUGGUAAUGAUGUGUGGGCUAUCGGAAUGUGUUGGAAUGGGCUGAAUCGCGAUGCCUGUCGAGCUUGUGUUCGUUAUCUAGUCGAUAAUAUUUGGUCAGAGUGCGAAAACUCAAAAGGAGGUCAACUUUGGGUUACCGAUUGCGGAGUUAGAUAUGAAUUCCACCGAUUAACUGCCUCUAAUUAUGAAGACUCUUUUCUUGAACAAUCAUGAAAAUCAUUAAUAAUCAAUUUUUCCAUCAAUAAAAAAGUCAAUUACAAUUUGUCAAAAUCGAAA
Messenger RNA from Panonychus citri (citrus red mite), 1084 nucleotides. RefSeq lists its product as uncharacterized. NCBI's taxonomy places the organism in Eukaryota, Metazoa, Arthropoda, Arachnida, Trombidiformes, Tetranychidae. The coding region runs from base 86 to 1021 and encodes 311 amino acids. The record is from RefSeq and is a predicted model, not a curated record. The transcript has 2 exons.